AUGUGCGCACUCAAUGAUAAUAAACCUGUUUGGGUACGAGAUAAUGAGCAUGGAUUUCUUCUUGGUAAAAUAACCGAUAUUGGUUCAGAUAACGUUACUGUUAAAUUGAAUGAGAGCAAAAAGACAUUAGUUGUGCCAUAUGAUUCAGCAUUUCAAGCAGAAGAAUAUGAUAAAGAUGUUGAUGAUAAUUGUGCACUUAUGUAUCUUAAUGAAGCAACACUAUUAAAUAAUGUUCGCCGUCGUUAUAAAAAUGAUUUAAUUUAUACUUAUGUAGCGAAUAUUUUAAUUGCAAUUAAUCCUUAUAAAGAAUUAUUGGGUCUGUAUUCGAGCGAUUCAAUCAAACGUUAUAAUGGAAAAUCACUUGGUAUUAUGCCACCACAUGUUUAUGCUAUUGGUGAUAAAGCAUAUCGUGAUAUGCGUUCUGUCAAACAAAGUCAAUCAAUAAUUAUAUCAGGCGAAUCCGGAGCUGGUAAAACUGAGUCAGCUAAAUAUGUUUUACAAUAUUUAACGGAAUCAUAUGGUGCGCAUAAUGGUCAAAUUGAAGAUCGUAUUAAUAAAUCCAACCCAUUAUUAGAAGCAUUUGGCAAUGCUAAAACAACUCGUAAUAAUAAUUCAAGUCGUUUUGGUAAAUUUAUUGAAGUUCAUUUUAAUGAUAAACAUCGUGUUGUCGGUGGUUAUAUAUCUCAUUAUUUACUUGAAAAAUCCCGCAUAUGUGUUCAAUCAAAAGAUGAACGAAAUUAUCAUAUAUUUUAUCGUUUAUGUGCUGGUGCACCUGAAGAUAUUCGAAGUGCAUUACGACUUGCAUCACCAGAUAGUUUUCAUUAUCUUAAUCGUGGUUGUACACAAUAUUUUUGUAAUAGUCAAACAGAAAAAUCUUUAUCAAAAAAUCGACGAAGUCAAGAUUGUAUAUCAAAAGGUGUAUUACGUGAUCCACAAUUAGAUGAUGUUAAUGACUUUAAGGAAUGUGAUCAAUCAAUGGGUCAAAUGGGAUUAACACAACAAGAUAAAUUAAAUAUUUACAGUACAGUUGCAGCUGUUUUACAUGUUGGAAAUAUCAAUUUUGAAGAUGAUCCGGAAAGUACAAAAGGUGGUUGUAAAGUAACAUCAACAACAGAAAAAUCAUUAAGUAUAACAGCUGAUAUGCUUGGUCUUGAUCAACGUGAUUUACGUAAUGCUUUAAUAACACGAGUUUUAAUGACAAAAACAACUAGUAGCGGUAAAGGAACAGUGAUUCCUGUUCCAUUAAAAGUUCAUGAAGCUCAAAAUGCACGUGAUGCAUUAGCUAAAGCAAUAUAUAUUCGAUUAUUUGAUCAAAUAGUUACAUUUGUUAACAAAUCAAUACCAUUUAGUUCAUCUAAUUCAUAUAUUGGUAUUCUUGAUAUAGCUGGUUUUGAAUAUUUUCCUAUAAAUUCAUUCGAACAAUUUUGUAUUAAUUAUUGUAAUGAAAAAUUGCAACAAUUUUUUAAUGAACGUAUACUUAAAGAAGAACAAUUAUUAUAUGAUAAAGAAGGUCUUGAGUUGAAAAAAAUUAGUUAUAUUGAUAAUCAAGAUUGUAUUGAAUUAAUCGAAGCAAAAACAACUGGUUGUUUUGAUUUAUUAGAUGAAGAAAGUAAAUUACCAACACCACGACCUGAACAUUUUACAACUGAAGUUCAUAAUCGUAAUAAAGGUCAUCCAAGACUUGAUUUUCCACGAAAAUCUAAAUUACGUGCAUCACGUGAAAUUCGUGAUGAUGAAGGUUUUCUUGUUCAACAUUUUGCUGGUAGUGUUGUUUACUCAACUGCACAAUUUAUUGAAAAAAAUAAUGAUGCGUUACAUGCAUCAUUACUUAUUCUGAUUCAAGAAUCAAGAAAUACUUUCAUUAAAAAUCUUUUUCCAAAAGCACCCGAACAUGAACAAUCAGCAGGAAAAUUAAAUUUUAUUUCUGUUGGUUCUAAAUUUCGUUCACAAUUAGCUGAUCUUAUGAAUAAAUUACGAAGUACUGGUAUUAGUUUCAUUCGUUGUAUUAAACCAAAUCUCAAAAUGGUUCCAAGUUUGUUUGAAGGUGGUCAAAUUCUAAGUCAAUUACAAUGUAGCGCUAUGGUAUCAGUGUUAGAUUUAAUGCAACAAGGUUUUCCAUCACGUGCACAAUUUGCUGAAUUAUAUGGAAUGUAUAAAUCAUAUUUACCAAAAGAAUUAGCACGACUUGAUCCACGUCUUUUUUGUAAAGCAUUAUUUAAAGCUUUAAAUCUUCGUGAUACAGAUUUUAAAUUUGGUUUAACAAAAGUUUUUUUUCGUCCGGGAAAAUUUGCUGAAUUUGAUGAAAUUAUGAAAUCUGAUCCAAAGAAUUUAGCUAUACUUAUUUCAAAAGUUAGAAAAUGGCUUUUACGAACACGAUGGAGAAAAGCCCAAUGGUGUGUUUUAUCAGUUAUUAAACUUAGAAAUAAAAUACUUUAUCGACGUCAAUGUUUAAUUGAUAUUCAACGACAUGUUCGUAUGCAUUUAGUUUAUAAAUCUUAUGCACCACGAAUUCGAGGUUUAGUUAAAGUUAAAGCAUUACAUGAACAAGUUGCUUCUAUGGAGAAGAUUGUUGGUCAAAUGAAAGUUAAUAAAGAACAAGUUUACAAACAAGUACAACAAUUAAGACAACGAAUUGAUCACUUACUCAAUGAAAUUACAGUAGGUUUCAUUUGA
This is a messenger RNA of Rotaria sp. Silwood2, 2673 nucleotides long. The record is from the annotation of a GenBank genome assembly. NCBI's taxonomy places the organism in Eukaryota, Metazoa, Rotifera, Eurotatoria, Philodinida, Philodinidae.